Messenger RNA from Lichtheimia ornata, 1503 nucleotides. RefSeq lists its product as uncharacterized. Gene Ontology annotation, molecular function: DNA-binding transcription factor activity, RNA polymerase II-specific; zinc ion binding. Bases 1 to 1503 code for a protein of 500 amino acids. Gene Ontology annotation, biological process: regulation of DNA-templated transcription. The record is from RefSeq and is a predicted model, not a curated record. The transcript has a single exon. Lineage: Eukaryota; Fungi; Mucoromycota; Mucoromycetes; Mucorales; Lichtheimiaceae.
AUGACUCAACAACAUGGUGUGAUAGCAACCAAGGCAUUGCCUGUCGACAAGACAAGGCGUAAACGUCUCAAGGUGGUUAGCGCUUGUAGCGAAUGUAGACGCAAAAAGACAAAAUGCAAUGGAGAGCAGCCUUGCACAGGGUGUAUAAAGGCUCGGGUAGAAUGCAAGUAUAUCAGCUCUCCCACCAAAGGCACAACCGGUCAUUCAUCAAACCGCCAAGCACAACAACAAAAACAGCAACUCAUUUCUCUUAAUACAACUACCACUACUAAUACCAAUGCCUCUGCUGCUGGUCAUCGCGCGCAUCAACUAUCUCGGCAUCAACAACAACAACACCAUGAUCCCGCCAAUAAUAACCACUAUACAACCAACAGCAACAAUAAUAACACCGCAACAACAAUGAGCACGGCAUCUUCAUCAUCACACCAACAACAACAACGAUACAAGACCUCACACAUUCAAGCUAUUGAGCAUCGCUUGGUGGUUAUUGAAGACAUCUUACGUGCCAUAUUAAGCUCCAAUCACCAUGGCGGCAGUGGUAGUGGCAAUGGUAGUCAUGCUUCACCUCCUCCAAGCAGCACAUUGUUACUAGCCUUAGAUCAAACACACAACCAUACUGCCAGGUGCAGUAAUAACAAUGGUGUAACGAUGAUGAUGACAUCUUGCGGCAAGGAGCAUGAACAACAGCAGCAUCAGCAUCAGCAACAGGAGCCGGAUCGAGUCACAGUGGGAUCCAUAUCGUCGUCUUCAUCUUCGUCGUUGCCAUCGUCUCCCCCUCAUUAUCACCAACAUUCUCCCACUUCAGCAACAGCGGUGAUAGGUAAUAGUGGUGCUGGUACGAGUGCUCCUGUAUAUCCUCCCCCUUCUACUACCGCCCCUGUUGCUCCUGUUCCUAAUGUGCUAGCCGCCGGUGCACAACCGAAAGGAGCAUAUCGUCAUUUACCAUCAUCCUACAACAGUAUGACAACACCUGGUAGUAUAUCAUCAACAUUACCCCUGUCAUCACCACCAUCAUCAACAACAGCACCUUUGGGCGGUUAUACAUCAACAUCAUCUAUCCAGCUGGCACCUAUUCGCCAUAAUCGUGGUGAUCAACAACACCCAUCUUCAUCAUCAUCUCCACACCUUUUGUCGAUCCAUACUCCUUCUUCUUCUUCAAUUAGCAAUUUGCUCAAUAAUAACAACAGUGCACAGCAACGCACGGAUACGCAUGAGCCCACUUUUACCAUAGCAACUACACCACAGCCACCCCUUGUUUACUCCUCAUCAUCAUCAUCACGCCCCUCAUCCAGCACAGCGGCUACUGCUGCUGCUGCUGCUGCCAAUCUAUUGACAUCAUUUGAGCAGCAAUAUGAUUCGAAUGAUGCCUCCUUUACUUCUCCUCAUCCGUUUGCUCCUCAUCGUACUUCACCACCAUCUCCCCUUCAUCCAUCCGCUUUUCAACGUGUCGCCACUACACCAUCCACUGCUGCUGCUGCUGCUACUACGAGUAGCCUUUCUUAA